Cajanus cajan (pigeon pea) is the source of this 1221-nucleotide messenger RNA. The record is from RefSeq and is a predicted model, not a curated record. Lineage: Eukaryota; Viridiplantae; Streptophyta; Magnoliopsida; Fabales; Fabaceae.
AAUUAGGUUAUUCCGGCAAGAGAUUCGGCCCAUGGCCAUGGGUAUCCCACGUUAGGAAAUAGAGAGUUAGUUUUUGAAGAAAGGAAAAGCAUAACAUAUUAACAUAGGAAUAAGAAAGCCUCUCAUUUUCCCAAACCCAAAAGGCCCAACCAAACCAGAGAGUCUCCAUUGCCCUUCGCUCCCUCUAUCGGUUCUCCCAUAGUCACGCGCGGCAAUUGGAGAUUCACGCGCCACCAUGGCAUCACCACCGACACUCCCCAUUUCCUCCCAAUCCAACGCCGCCGCCGCCUCGCAGUCCCAGCCUCCCAUCGCCACGCCAGCCUUCCGCGCCUUCAUCUCGCGCAUGUCCUCCUCCCUCCGCCACGCCUUCGCGCAGCGCCGCCCAUGGUCGGAGAUGAUCGACCGGACCUCCAUGUCGCGGCCUGAAACCCUCGCCGAAGCGUACUCGCGGAUCCGCAAGAACUUCUCCUACUUCCGCGUGAACUACCUGACGCUGAUCGUGUUCGCGCUCGCGGUGUCGCUCAUCACGCAUCCGUUCUCGCUCCUCGUCCUCCUCGGCCUCCUCGCCUCGUGGUGCUUCCUCUAUCUCUUUCGUCCCUCCGAUCAGCCUCUCGUGCUCUUCGGCCGCACCUUCGCCGAUCGCGAAACCCUAGGGAUCCUCGUUGUGCUCACCGUCUUCGUCGUUUUCCUCACCAGCGUCGGAUCCUUGCUGAUCUCCGCUCUCAUGGUUGGAAUGGCGAUUGUUUGCGCGCACGGCGCCUUUCGCGUUCCCGAGGAUCUGUUUCUCGACGAUCAGGAGCCCAAUAGCUCCGGAUUCCUCUCGUUCCUCGGCGGCGCCGCCGCUCCGGCCGCUGCACCGGCCGUCGCGCGCGUCUAAGCGGCGGGAUCUGGACGGCCUCUGUGUCCGGUGGAUUCUUCUCAGGUUGGUUAGGCCUUUUUUGUUGUAUUAUGUUCAAUUGAAUUUGUUGCAAUAUUCUUUAGCUUUUCCGAUCCAAAGCGAAUUGCUUAGGGUUUAGUUAUGUGACCUUUUUGUUUAAGCCUACAGAGUAUUGUGAUAUCAAAUCUCGAUUAAUGCAGUUUAGUAAAUGAUUUUGGUUCAGAAAUUGUUUGUCAUUUUCGCUUGAUUUGUACGUGCAUUUCUUCUUCCACGGUGGUAAUGCUACGUUCUAAUUUUUUGGGAUUGGACUGGAGAUUGACAGAAUAAGGCAGUUAUUUUUUCAA